CUUCCUUCUACUUCCAAUUCCCUCGCCAGCCAGAGAGCUAUCUCGCUCAUCCUUAUCGCUGAUUCGCUGUUACAGAAAACCCUCCUCACUCCGCCGUUUGCUCUCCUCUUCUCUCCCCUUCCCGUCGCAGGCUUCUCUCCUCCUCGCCUUCAUCCGACCCCUCUGAAAACCCUAGCCGCCGCAAGCCUCACUCUUCCUCUCCGCAGCCGUGGUCUCCUCCUCUUCCAACCAACCGCAGUCGCCUCCGUAAGUCCCUCGAUUUUGCUGAACUGAUGAUUGAUGAGGAAUGAAGUGAUCUGGAGUUAAUUAUGCUUUCCCGACAAAUUGAGAAGAGCAGGUUUGGAGAACUGGUAAGAUGUGGGAGGACGAGCCGAAGUGUAUAAAAGAUCACAACCGCCGGUUGCUGGCAGAGAAAUUCGAGCUGAAGAGAAACCUGUACAAGGCUUUUAUCAGAGACCCUGAACUUCCGAGCGAACUGCGCGAGAAACUCACCGCAAAGCUCUCCAAGUUGCCAAGAAACAGCUCCUUCACUCGAAUCAGGAAUCGAUGUGUCUUCUCUGGUCGCCCCCGUGGUGUUUACGAGUUCUUUAGAAUGUCUCGUAUUGUCUUCCGCACACUGGCAAAUCAAGGGAUGUUGAAUGGUGUGAAAAAGGCUUCUUGGUGAUCGAGGAGCUCAAUCGCAGUACAGUUCACUUCACUCUCCACCAGCUUGGGUGACACAUUGGUAAAAGGAUUCUACAGUUUUGUAGGAAUAAAUUCAGUUGGCUGACUUUCUGUAAUGCUGAAAUUGAUUAUUUUGAUGACUAGCCUUUCUCCUUAACUAUUUAUCAGCGCAGAUGUGAUAGUACUUGAGAAUGAUUCAUGAUCGAUUGGUGGAAGGAGCCAUGCUGGUGUUCAAUAAUUCACUAACAUGUUCAGAAAAUCAAUGUUAAGAAAAUGAGUUAUGUCAGGUUUCUAUCCAAC
Messenger RNA from Linum tenue, 963 nucleotides. Lineage: Eukaryota; Viridiplantae; Streptophyta; Magnoliopsida; Malpighiales; Linaceae. The record is from the annotation of a GenBank genome assembly.